Molecule: messenger RNA, 1200 nt
Organism: Rangifer tarandus platyrhynchus (Svalbard reindeer)
Lineage: Eukaryota; Metazoa; Chordata; Mammalia; Artiodactyla; Cervidae
Source: the annotation of a GenBank genome assembly
AUGCGGAAAGUGGUUUUGAUCACCGGGGCGAGCAGUGGCGUGGGCCUAGCCCUCUGCAGACGGUUGCUGGAAGAAGAUGAUGCGCUUCACCUGUGCUUGGCGUGCAGGAACAUGAGCAAAGCAGAAGCUGUCCGCACCUCUCUGCUGGCCUCCCAUCCCGCUGCUGAGGUCUCCAUCCUGCAGGUGGAUGUCAGCAGCCUGCCGUCGGUGUUCCAGGCCACCAAGGAGCUCAAGCAAAGGUUUCAGAGAUUAGACUAUGUAUAUCUAAAUGCUGGGAUCAUGCCUAAUCCACAGCUAAAUAUCAAAGCACUUUUUCAUGGUCUCUUUUCAAGAAACGUGAUUCAUAUGUUCUCCACAGCUGAAGGACUGCUGACACAGAAUGACAAGCUUACUCCUGAUGGGCUCCAGGAGGCAUUCCUUGAACCUAGCAGCUCUAAAGCGGCAGAAUUCCACACGGGUCUUCCCAAAUAUCAGCAUCCUUUUCACUGUAUGUUGAAAGAGGAGAGCCAUGAGGGGAUGCUGUUGGGACCUGUGACCCUGGAGAGAAAUCUGGAAGAGCACUGGUGCCCCAUUCACUGUAUGUUGAAAGAGGAGAGCCAUGAGGGGAUGCCGUUGGGACCUGUGACCCUGGAGAGAAAUCUGGAAGAGCGCUGGUGCCCCAUUCACUGUAUGUUGAAAGAGGAGAGCCAUGAGGGGAUGCCAUUGGGACCUGUGACCCUGGAGAGAAAUCUGGAAGAGCGCUGGUGCCCCAUUCACUGUAUGUUGAAAGAGGAGAGCCAUGAGGGGAUGCUGUUGGGACCUGUGACCCUGGAGAGAAAUCUGGAAGAGCACUGGUGCCCCAUUCACUGUAUGUUGAAAGAGGAGAGCCAUGAGGGGAUGCUGUUAGGACCUGUGACCCUGGAGAGAAAUCUGGAAGAGCACUGGUGCCCCAUUCACUGUAUGUUGAAAGAGGAGAGCCAUGAGGGGAUGCUGUUAGGACCUGUGACCCUGGAGAGAAAUCUGGAAGAGCACUGGUGCCCCAUUCACUGUAUGUUGAAAGAGGAGAGCCAUGAGGGGAUGCUGUUGGGACCUGUGACCCAGGAGAGAAAUCUGGAAGAGCGCUGGUGCCCCAUUCACUGUAUGUUGAAAGAGGAGAGCCAUGAGGGGAUGCCGUUGGGACCUGUGACCCUGGAGAGAAAUCUGGAAGAGCACUGGCCCUGA